AAAUUUUCCCCUCGCCCAAACCUCCACCGCCCCAUUACGCGCGCCCCUCCUCCGCCCUCCCGCUGCGGGCCUGCGGCGACGGGCGGCACGCCGGCGCAUUCCUUUCCUAGCGGCGACGACAGUGCGAGUGGCGCCGCCCGCCAGUUCUCCGUCGGGCGCUUCGCCGGCUAACGGGCAUCCGACAGGGGUGACACUGCAUAACAAUUAUUUCAUUCAGGAAAAAAAUGGAGCGAUGAAUCAUAAACGGUUCACAAGGAUGACCCGGGGUUGCUGUGGGGUUUCAUAGGCACACCAGGUCUUGCCCAUCGACAGCUACUACCUUGUGGUAUUCUUUGAUGACAGCCAACCACUGAAGCCACAUCUAUUUUCCCAAGAAAGUUGAUACAUUUAGAGGAUAAAGAAUACUGCUAUACACUCAAAUGCGCCACUAGAAUAUGAUCGACUGCAAUAGAGAAGAGGCCUUCAGGGCCAGGGAAAUGGCUGUAAAGAAGAUGGAAAAUAGAGAUUUUGUUGGUGCUGAGAAGAUUGUACUUAAAGCUCAAAAGCUUUUUCCAGAGCUUGAGAAUAUAUCUAAGCUGUUAACCAUCUGUAAUGUGCACUGCGCAGCAGAGUUAAGGGUGAAUGGAGAGAUGGACUUGUAUGGAAUCCUUCAAGUGGAGGAAGGAGCAGAUGAAGCCUUGAUAAGAAAACAGUACCGCAAGCUUGCAUUUUCACUUCAUCCUGAUAAAAAUUGUUUUGUGGGUGCUGAAGCAGCUUUCAAGUUGGUUGCUGAAGCUCAUUCUGUACUAUGUGAUCCCACAAAGCGAUCCCAGUAUGACCUGAAAAGGAAGAGUGGGUUUAGAAAUGUGCCAAAGCCAGCUAAACAGCAGCCAUCAAAGAAAGUUGAUUCAAAUAAACGGAGCAGGCCUGGACUUGGAGAAACAUUUUGGACCAUAUGCUCACACUGUCAGAUCCGAUACCAGUACUACAUCAAGGUCUUGAACACCAUGGUCCAAUGUAUGAGUUGCAAAAGGAAUUUUUUUGCAUAUAAUCUUUAUGAACAUCCCAUGCCCACUUCAUCAAGUGUACCCAAUGGCUCCCAAGUUCCUGCAAACAUGUUUCCAAACAAGCAGCGUGACACUCAGAGUCAACAAGGUCACCCUGUGAAGCCUUCAUGUACAGGUAGAGGCACCAAUGUGAAGCCAAAUGGUUCUCAAGACCCUUCACACAUGUUUCCAAAUCAACAGCAUGGAGUUCCCUGUCAAAAUUCUCAUCCUGAGAAGCCUUCUGCAGGUGGAAACACAGAUGUGAAGCUGAGGAUGAAUGUGGCCCAACAUGAUGAAUACAUGAAAGGGUAUAGUAGGCCAGUUUGUGAUGAGAAGGCUAAUCACCCAGACACGUCAAGGGGGAAAUUUCAAUAUUCAACACUGAAUCAAGAGAAAUCUUCUGUCCCAACUGAAAACAGGAAUAUGCAUGGAAGGUCAAUGCCAGAUUCUUCUGAUCCAAACAUUUUCAACAAACAGAAAUUGGUUAGAGAAGAUGCAUCAGCGAAGCCAGAUGCUAUGAAUAUGCCUUGUUCUGCAAAGCUUUCUUCUGUAGGUAGACAAACAGAUGCAGAUUCAAGGAUAAAUGUUGCGGGCAGAAGAUCAAUGCAAGAUCCUGUUGAUCCAAACAUUACUGACAGAAGGAACUUGACUAGAGAAGAUGCAUCUACAGUGCCUAGUGCUGCAGGAUCCUCUGGUACCCGAAGGUCAGGUAGAAGGAAGCAAGAUGCUGAUGGAAAUAUUUUCCUGAACAUUGAUACCAAAAAGAGGCAGAGGAAGAAUGAUUUUCCAUCUAAUGUUAGACAACCAGAUCCACCUCAUGUCUCCAGCAAUGUUGACGUCCAAGAGAUGGAAAAAACUACUGAUACAGGUGAUCAGGGAAAUAUCAAGGAAGAAGCCCCUGAAGUUGAUACAAGUGAUGAAGACAAUAUCAAGGAAGAAGCUCCUGAAACUGUGAGCGAAAAGAAACCUUCCUAUUCUGAGGUGGUAACAUUUCCUGAUCCAGAUAUCUUCAAUUUUGAGGAGUUCAGGGAUAUCAAUCUGUUUGCAGUUGGUCAGAUAUGGGCCCUCUAUGAUAAUCUUGAUGGCAUGCCAAGGUAUUAUGCUCGAAUAAAGCAAUUUGAUGCCUCCAACUUCAAAGUGCAUUUGGCUUGGCUGGAGUAUGAUGCGAUGGAUGAAGCUGAGGAGUGUUGGACCAAUGAAGAACUGCCUACUGCCUGUGGAAACUUUUGCCUUGGGAAAGGAACUGACGUAUCACAAGAUAGGUCCAUGUUUUCUCAUAUUGCUGCAUGGGUGAAAGGUAAAAAAAGGAAUUCGUAUGUCAUAUAUCCUAAUAAGGGUGAGGUGUGGGCUCUUUACAAGGGGUGGAGUAUGGAAUGGAGCUCUGAUGCAGAUAACCAUAGAUCAUAUGAGUACGAGGUUGUGGAAGUCCUAUCAAAUAUGUCAGUCAAUGAUGGUGCCACUGUUAUCCCACUGGUCAGGAUCAAGGGAUUUGUCAGUUUAUUUGCGACAGCUAAGGAUAAAUCUUCGUUUGUGAUACCAUCAAGUGAGCUUCUCAGAUUCUCUCAUAGCAUCCCGUUUUAUAGGACAAACGGGAAUGAAAAGGUUGGUGUCCCAGGAGGAUUUCUGGAACUUGACAAUGCAUGUCUCCCUGCUGACCUGGAUGCAGCAUUCUCUUCUGUUACUCUUGACUCUUACAUGUCUCUUGGCAAGAAAGAAAGCGGCACAUUUGUUGAUAUGACCACUGACAAUACAAGUCGUAGAGCGGAUCCUGGAGAUGAGCAAAUUGCUCAGAAGGAGAACAACUCUGAAGCACAUGCUUGCCAACCUCCUGAACAAAAUACGACCUCGAAGAAGACUGCCGGUGAUGCCAAUGAAUUUGGUGAUUUCUCUCUGCAAAACGACAUUCCCCCCAGCGUAUAUACAUAUCCUGAUUCUGAUUUCCACAGCUUUGAAGAAGGUCGCUCCUGUGAGAAGAUUUUACGUGGACAAAUAUGGGCCUUGUUCAGUGAGGUUGAUAAAUUUCCCAAGUUCUACGCCUGGAUAAGAAAAGUCAAGCAAGAGCCUUUCAGGGUGCAAUUGGUCUGGCUUGAGGCUUGCCCUGAACAUGAACAGGAGAAGCGAUGGUUGGAGCAGGACAUACCCAUCAGCUGCGGCACUUUCAGGGUCGUCCGAAACUGGAAUGCCAUGUAUGACACAAUGGACACCUUCUCCCAUGAAGUAUACGCCAGAGACACCGGCACAAGGUGGGAGGUCACAAUCACCCCGGAAGCAGGCGAGAUCUGGGCCAUCUACAUGAACUGGGCGCCCGACUGGGUCCCGUCCAGCACCGGUGCCUGCGAGUUCGCAAUCUGCGAGGUCAUCAACCGCACCGAAGCCAGCACGAGCGUCGCCUUCCUGGCCCAGGUCAGCGGGUACCUAUCCGUGUUCAGACCCGACAAGCAGAAAGGCGUCCUGGAGGUACCCGCUCGGGAGAAUCUGAGGUUCUCCCACCGGAUCCCCUCGUUCCGCCUGACGGAAGAACAGGGCGGCAAGCUCCGGGGUUUCUACGAGCUCGACCCCGCCUCCGUCCCCGAUGCCUUCCUUUACAGGGACACCUGACCCGACGACGACGAUUACUACUACUCGCAAAUGUUGAUGCAGACUCUAAUGUAGUUGAACCGAAGUCGACUCGUGCUAGAAUUAUUUGUCUUGUUAAAUGUCAGGCUAUCGAUUUAUAGGGGGUACAUAUACGCCGGUAAGCUUAGACUUACUGAAACCGUACGUGCGGAUACAGC
Messenger RNA from Setaria italica (foxtail millet), 3799 nucleotides. RefSeq lists its product as uncharacterized. The transcript has 4 exons. Lineage: Eukaryota; Viridiplantae; Streptophyta; Magnoliopsida; Poales; Poaceae. Bases 435 to 3623 code for a protein of 1062 amino acids. The record is from RefSeq and is a predicted model, not a curated record.